Hipposideros armiger (great roundleaf bat) is the source of this 1315-nucleotide messenger RNA. It is a transcript of the gene SYT9, whose product is annotated as synaptotagmin 9. Gene Ontology annotation, biological process: calcium-ion regulated exocytosis. The annotation marks the transcript as partial. Gene Ontology annotation, cellular component: exocytic vesicle; dense core granule; plasma membrane. The transcript is spliced from 3 exons. Lineage: Eukaryota; Metazoa; Chordata; Mammalia; Chiroptera; Hipposideridae. The record is from RefSeq and is a predicted model, not a curated record. Gene Ontology annotation, molecular function: SNARE binding; calcium-dependent phospholipid binding; clathrin binding.
UGGGCUGUGUGGCGCCGCCUCUCCUCGUGUCGGGGGAGGGACGGAGGGGCUGGAAACGAGAGAGAGAAAUCCCGACCCACCCACCGGCUGGCAAAGAGCUGUAUGCAACCGGUGGGAGGCCGGGCCGGUUUGCGGCUGGGGCUUGGGCCGUUUCUCGGCGGGUCCCUGGCGGCGAGCGCGGACGGCCCGGAGGCGGCGGCUCUGAGCUGGCAGGCGGAGGGCUGUCUCCCGCGCCCGCCUGCCCGGCGCGGUCCGAGGAUGCGGGGGGGCGAUGCCCGGGGCCAGGGACGCGCUCUGUCACCAGGCGCUGCAGCUGCUGGCCGAGCUCUGUGCCCGUGGGGCCCUGGAGCACGACAGCUGCCAGGAUUUCAUCUACCACCUGCGGGACCGCGCCAGACCCCGGCUCCGCGACCCAGAUAUCUCGGUGAGCCUGCUGACCCUUGUAGUCACUGCCUGUGGCCUCGCUCUCUUUGGUGUGUCUCUCUUUGUGUCUUGGAAACUCUGCUGGGUUCCGUGGCGAGAAAGAGGCCUGUUCUCUGGUAGCAAAGACAACAACCAGGAGCCUCUUAACUACACGGACACAGAGACCAAUGAGCAAGAGAACAGUGAGGGCUUCCUAGACCCUCCCAGCCCCUGCCCGGACUCCUCCAUGAAGAUCAGCCACACCUCCCCUGACAUCCCCCUCUCCAACCAGGCGGAGGGCCAGGAGAACUGUGCCCAUGGUGUCCGCAUGCAGCGCCAAGUCACAGAGCCAACCUCGUCGACUCGGCAUAAUUCAAUCAGAAGACAACUCAACCUGUCAAACCCGGACUUCAAUAUCCAGCAGCUUCAAAAACAGGAACAGUUGACUGGAAUUGGUCGAAUCAAACCAGAGUUAUAUAAGCAGAGGUCACUGGAUAAUGAUGAUGGGAGAAGGAGUAACAGCAAGGCCUGUGGGAAACUGAACUUUAUUUUAAAAUAUGACUGUGACUUGGAGCAGCUCAUAGUGAAGAUUCACAAAGCUGUCAAUUUGCCUGCCAAGGACUUUUCUGGGACCUCAGAUCCUUACGUCAAGAUCUAUUUGCUUCCCGAUCGGAAAACAAAGCACCAGACUAAAGUUCACAGAAAGACCCUGAACCCUGUGUUUGAUGAAGUAUUUUUGUUUCCAGUUCCCUACAAUGACCUUGCAGCCCGGAAGCUUCACUUCUCUGUGUACGACUUUGACAGGUUCUCUCGCCAUGACUUAAUUGGCCAAGUGGUGGUGGAUCACUUCUUAGACUUGGCUGAUUUCCCCAGGGAGUGCAUCCUUUGGAAGGACAUCGAAUAUGUCACCAAU